CGGUGACCCGGCCAAGGACUGCACGCAGCCGGAAGUCGCCGAGAUGGAGGAGAAGGCAUGGAAGGAUGUCGAGGGCAAAGACUGGCGACUCUACCAGAAGAUGCGGCCAUAUAACCUCAAAAGCUUCACAUCCAAAGCUCCAGCCAACGGGAGCGUCGCCCCGGAUGGGCCUGCUCUCACGCUCGCGGGGAAGCCUACGUCCCUGCUGGCCGAGGUCAAGGCGCUCGGUGCAGCAAACGGGGCGGCGCACGUCGCUGUCCUCUUUGAUUCCCUCACCUGCCCCAUCUGGCGCACGUUUGCGGGUGUCGAUCUGACGAAUGCGGCUUACGGGCUCCCCGUGCUGCACGUGUACGUCCUGGAGGCGCAUGCCGUGGGCGAGUUUGACACGCCGCCAUUGCCGCCGCCUGUGCAAAUCAAGGAGGAGAUCAAGGUGCACUCCUCGGAAGAGGAGCGGGCGCACGCCGCGGGGCUGGCAAAGGCGUUGCUCGAAGCGAAGGUGGGCGGCGAGGUGGCCAUGAUUCUCGACAGCAUGUCGAACGAGCUCGAGCGCGCCUACGAGGCGCGGCCGUUCAGAGCCUACGUCAUCGAGGUGGCGACGAGCAAAGUAGCGUUCGCCUCGGGCCCGGGGCCCUUCAACGUGAAUGCAAAGGUCACCGGGCUGAAGGCUUUUGCCAAGAGCGUGCUUUCGUGAGCCGAGGCGGGAGCCGGUCGGCGGGUUUUCGUGGUUGCUUGAAAAUGUACACUUGAGUUCA
Molecule: messenger RNA, 752 nt
Organism: Emiliania huxleyi CCMP1516
Lineage: Eukaryota; Haptophyta; Isochrysidales; Noelaerhabdaceae
Exons: 4
Coding region: 44-691 (215 amino acids)
Molecular function (GO): thyroxine 5'-deiodinase activity
Source: RefSeq, a predicted model, not a curated record